AUGAACCAGCAAAGAACAAGAAGAUUUAGAAAUUCCAAAGACCACGAGACACUUCGGAAAGAAGAAGAUAGAUUGAGAAGACAAUACGAAAUUGAAGGUAGAGAUGUUCUUCCGCACCAGGAAUCAGAAAUGUCAGAUUCGAGCAUAAUCACUCCUGGCACAACGUUCAUGUUCGAGUUAUCAAAGCAACUCCAGACUUACAUUAAUCUGCGCAUAUCAAAAAAUGAUGCUUGGAAACACUUGAAGGUAAUUCUUUCUGAUGCGAAUGCCCCUGGUGAAGGAGAACACAAGAUAAUGUCAUUCAUACGGCUUCAACGUACUUGCCCUGGUUAUAAUCCGAAUACACGCCAUGUCUUGUAUGGUCAGGAUACAGACCUUAUUAUGCUCGCUCUGGCUACACACGAAGUCCAUUUCUCCAUUUUGCGAGAGAAUGUUUUUGCAGAAGAUAACUCAAGAACAAGUCACUCCUCUGUGUCGUUGCCAGCUGGAAAGCCAAAGUCGUUGGUGAAGAAGCCUCACCAGUUUGUUCAUGUUUGGAUACUGAGAGAAUAUCUUAACCUUGAUUUGAGAACCAAAAAUGUUCCUGAAAAUUUUGAAUAUGAUAUUGAACGACUAAUUGAUGAUUUCAUAUUCUUAUGUUUUUUCGGUGGAAAUGAUUUUCUUCCGCCUAUGCCAACCUUGGAAAUUCCUGAGGGUGCUAUUGAUCUAUUGAUUUAUGUGUACAAGCACGAGUUUAAGAACCUUGGAGGGUAUCUUGUGAAUACGGAAAAGGUUGGUGAUGAGAAAGGAGGGUAUAUCAAGCUAAAAAGGGUCGAAAAGUUCAUCCUUGCAGUUGGCGCAUAUGAAGAUCAGAUUUUCGAGAAAAGAUCAGCAAUAUUCCACAAGAGCAAACUUCGAUACAUGUUGUCAGAAGUCAAGGAUAAGAGUGGUGAUCAGAAGGGCUCGUCUGUUGGUUCUGAUGCUCGGUCACCAUACACUGAAAAAUCAACCGAUCAUGAUGUGCAAAUAGCCCAGAAUACAAAAGCAUUGAAGGAGCAACUAAAAUCUUACAUACGUGAGAUAUCGGAUAAUUUCAGAAACGAUCUUCUUUCAGACAUGGUGAAACUGGGUACUCCUGGAUGGAGAAAACGCUAUUACAAAUACAAGUUUUCUGCUGAAACGGGAGCAGAUAUGGAAAAUACGAGGAAAGAAGUUGUCGAAAAAUACACCCAAGGGUUGUGUUGGGUUCUUCUAUAUUACUUCUCGGGUGUUGCAUCAUGGACAUGGUUUUACCCAUUCCAUUAUGCGCCAUUUGCAUCAGAUUUUAAAGGUCUUUCAAGUACUAAAGUUACGUUUCAAAGAGGAUCCCCUUUUAAACCAUUCGAUCAGCUUAUGUCUGUUCUCCCCUCUUCUAGUGCCCAUGCACUUCCCCCUUCAUAUCGGUCACUCAUGACAACUGAUGAUUCGAGUAUUCUUGAUUUCUAUCCUAAUGAUUUUGAUGUUGACACGGAUGGGAAAAGAUUUCUUUGGCAGGGUAUCUGCAAGCUUCCUUUUAUUGAUAAGGAGCACCUUCUUGCUUCAACAAAAAUGAUCGAGAAGGAACUGACUGAGGAGGAAGCUAAAAGAAAUGCUGAGAAUGCCAACAAGUUGUUCCUACACAUUUCUGAAAAUCUUGUCUUGCGGAUUAUCACUUCCUUCAACAAUGAAGGCUCCAUCGAGCAAAAGACAGGCUUAAGUGGAGACAUAAAUGGUUUUAUCCAUCCUAACCUAGAGCCCGAGUAUGUUCGUGAUUCUAAAGGCCUUGGAAACGAUCUUGAUGUUCUAUGUGUAUACUAUGAUCCACCAUGCUUCUCUCUUCAUAUCCCUCGUGUCCUUGAAGGCACAGCCAUUCCAGAACCGACUGUGAGAGAAUCGGGUAUCGAGGAAGGAUGCUUGUGGCAUGAGAGCCAUGGUUACCCUGUACGAAGCAAUAGAUCACAUACACGGGUUCAAGAAGCUAAAAUAAACCCUAACCGAAGCAAUAGGUUUGUUGAUGCCACGAGGACACCAAAAGAACAAACAAGCUGCGCUUCUUGGUGGAAUACUUAUGGGAGAGGUUCUCGGACAAACAAUGUGUAUGGUCAGUCUUGGUCAGUUAGGUCAGACUCCAGUUCAAACAGAAACCAUGCAAGGGGAGGGUGGGGCGAUGCACAAUCCAGGAAUGCUUCUAGUAGAUGGUAG
Messenger RNA from Lactuca virosa, 2199 nucleotides. Lineage: Eukaryota; Viridiplantae; Streptophyta; Magnoliopsida; Asterales; Asteraceae. The record is from the annotation of a GenBank genome assembly.